Sinocyclocheilus rhinocerous is the source of this 2169-nucleotide messenger RNA. Its product is annotated as phosphatase and actin regulator 1-like. Gene Ontology annotation, biological process: stress fiber assembly; cell motility. The coding region runs from base 163 to 1728 and encodes 521 amino acids. Gene Ontology annotation, molecular function: actin binding. The record is from RefSeq and is a predicted model, not a curated record. Lineage: Eukaryota; Metazoa; Chordata; Actinopteri; Cypriniformes; Cyprinidae. The transcript has 13 exons.
AUUGACGGUCUGCGCGCUUCUGUUUCGCGUGUGUCGAGUCGGUUGAUCGGUUAACGGAGUGAGGAGGAGUCUCCAUCCUUCCCCCCGCUCGCGCUCUUCCGCGUCUCUACCGUGACUGUCCCUCGCCGUUAACGGGGCUGCACCGGGGGUCCCGCGGCUCUGAUGGCGGCGGCGGCGGCGGCGCCCGAGCAGGAGGAUGUGGACCGGCGGCCCAUCAGAAGAGCCCGAUCCAAGAGCGACACACCGUACCUGACCGAAACCAGGCUGUCCUACACACUACAGACAGCAGAGGGUGCCGAGCAUCUGGCGGCGAUGCGCUCUGAUUCGCUGGUUCCCGGGACGCACACGCCACCGAUCCGCAGACGCAGCAAACUGGCCAGUCUGGGACGACUCUUCAAACCCUGGAAAUGGAGAAAGAAAAAGAGCGACAAGUUCAAGCAGACGUCUGCAGUGCUGGAGAGGAAGAUGUCGACGCGUCAGAGCAGAGAAGAGCUCAUCAAGAGAGGCGUGCUGAAGGAAGUGUACGAGAAAGUAGAGGAGGUCAGCGUUGACGUGUGUGUGAGUGACCUGGACAGACAGACGAGAAUCAGUCCAGUAUCAGAGUCUGCAGACGCCAGUGUCACAGUGACAGUGUCUGGUGAAACUGUGGCGUGUCUCUCGGAUCUCAUCCCAAAGCCAUCUCAAGCCUCUGUGAAGCCCGUGCCGUUGCCUAGCGACAGCGCUAACAUCACUCACGUGAGGCCGUCGUCGCUGAAACAGCCUCCUGCCUUACCGCCGAAGCCAUACAGCAGGAUACCCAACCAUCUCACAGAGAUGCUGGCUCGACUGUCGCCGCCCCUUCCUCCAAAGAAAGUGAUGAUAUGUGAGCCGGCGCCCUCGUUUCCCCUCAAAUGCCUACCGUCCCAGGGCUCGCACGCACACACACACACACUCACACACAUGCACCCGCAGCAGUACGCCACGUUGCCACUGUCACUGCACCCGCCCAGCCGCAUCAUAGAGGAGCUCAAUAAAACCCUGGCGUUCACCAUGCAGAGACUCGAGAGCUCUGUACUGCAGGCGGUGCCAUCUGUCCUGAUGGAGAUGGAAGAGGAGAAGGAGAACAGAGAUUCAAUGCACCAAACUCCUGCCAACACACACACACUCAUCACACACACCUUCAACAUGCACGAGGAAGAGGACGAGGAAGAGGAGGAUGACGACGACUCUCUGUUUACAAGUACACUCGCUUUAAGAAUCUUACGGAAAGAUUCGCUGGCGAUCAAACUGAGCAAUCGCCCGUCGAAGAGAGAACUGGAAGAUAAAAACAUCCUACCCAUGAUGACCGACCAGGAGCGGCUGGAGUCCAGACAGCAGAUCGGCACCAAACUCACCCGUCGUCUGAGCCAGAGGCCAUCAGCAGAAGAGCUGGAGCAGAGGAACAUCCUCAAACCGCGGAACGAGCAGGAGGAGCUGGAGGAGAAGCGCGAGCUGAAGAAACGGCUCUCCAGGAAGUUGAGUCAGAGGCCCACCGUGGAGGAGCUCAGAGAGGCCAAGAUUCUCAUCCGCUUCAGCGAUUACGUGGAGGUGGCAGAAGCUCAGGACUACGACCGGCGCGCAGACAAACCCUGGACCAGACUCACUGCUGCGGAUAAGGCUGCCAUACGCAAAGAACUCAACGAGUUCAAAAGCACAGAGAUGGAGGUGCACGAGUCCAGUCGACAUCUAACCAGGUUUCAUCGGCCGUAGUGCGGCUACAGUCCAUCAGUGAACUCUGUCUCUCGUUUGGAGCCGUUCUUCUUUAAUGGACACUGAACAGACUCUCUGCUGCUCGUUUUGAUCAGGAAUCGCACGCAGGAACGCUGGACUCUCGACAGCCCAGUGGACACGGACGAGCUGACGAUCUGUCUGUGUACGGAUAUUUCUGUAUAUUUUGACAAAAACUGAGAUAUUACGUGCUCUUCGCCAUGAAUUUCUCUUUUUGUUUUUUUUUUCCCAGGCGAUGGUUUUUAAUGCAGCAGACGAUGUAGUUGAUUUUCUACUUGUAACUGAGAAACUAUUCCAGUCCUUUUUAGUUUUCAAAAAUGGAAAAGACUUUUCCAAUGAGUGCAAACCACAUUAUUACACACUAAAUAUAACCGUCUUUAAAGGAACAGUUUGUCCAAAAAUGAACAUUUGCUGAACAUUUCC